Striga hermonthica is the source of this 1122-nucleotide messenger RNA. NCBI's taxonomy places the organism in Eukaryota, Viridiplantae, Streptophyta, Magnoliopsida, Lamiales, Orobanchaceae. The record is from the annotation of a GenBank genome assembly.
AUGACGCAAUCAUCAACCUCGCGACCUCGCAGAGAGAUGACCGGCGAGAUCGCCUUAUCGCACGACGAUCCGAUGCAUCUGCAGAGCUCCGAUCACCCAGGCUUACAUUUGGUCUCUGUUCAGCUGAAUGGCAACAAUUUCCUACCAUGGAAGCGAGCUAUUCUGAUCGCACUAGGAGCCAAGAACAAACUAGACUUCAUCAAUGGAAAAAUCACUGCUCCAGUGGAAGGAGAUGAUGAUUAUAUCAACUGGAAGAAGGUCGAUUAUAUGGUAACCUCUUGGAUCCUAAAUUCUAUGUCGACUGACAUUGUGGAAGGUUUUUUAUACGUUGAUUCCGCUUUUCAACUUUGGGAAAUUAUUAAUCAGCGAUUUGGAGAAUCGAAUGCACCUCUGAUAUUUAGCUUACAGAAGGACAUAGCUAACAUUAAGCAGGGAAAUUCAUCAGUUGUUCUAUAUUUCACAAAGUUGAACAGGCUUUGGGAUGAAUGUGCUGCCUUGGCUCCUUUGCCUUUAUGUGGCUGUGCUAAAUCGAAGGAUUUACUUGAAAUGGACUCACGCAACAAGCUGAUGCAGUUUCUCAUGGGAUUAAACGAGACAUACGGUUCGGUGACCAGUCAGAUUCUUCUUAUGGAUCAAUUUCCCAAUGUUAACAAGGCAUAUUCACUUAUAUUGCAAGAGGAAAGGAAAAGGAAUGUGCAUACAAUGUAUCCAGAUUCUGCUGAUGUAGCUGCUGCGGUUGUCCAACAGGGAAAAGACUUUGGAAAUAGAGGUAGAGGAAAUGUGUCAAGGGGAAGAGGACAAGGAUGGAAUUCAACACGUGGCAGAGGCCUAGGUCGUGGCUUCACAAACAGGAAGACUAAGGAAGAGAGAGCACACCUUUUCUGCGAGCACUGUGGCUAUAAUGGACAUGAGCAGAAGGAAUGUUUCAAGUUGCAUGGAUAUCCUGAGUGGUAUAAGGAGUACAAGGAGAAAACUGGUAAAGGCUAUGCUAAUCAAGUAGAAACCAUAGAGAAUUCACAUAAAGGUAUAGAUAUGGCAAGCCUUGCACAAGAACUGAUGAAAUAUAUGGGAAGCAAAUCAAGGACCUUAAGGAUUGUGAAGUGGUGGCAGAAGGAAAGAUGA